Hibiscus syriacus is the source of this 1408-nucleotide messenger RNA. Its product is annotated as ras-related protein RABA5a-like. Lineage: Eukaryota; Viridiplantae; Streptophyta; Magnoliopsida; Malvales; Malvaceae. The record is from RefSeq and is a predicted model, not a curated record. The transcript has 5 exons. Bases 492 to 1157 code for a protein of 221 amino acids. Gene Ontology annotation, cellular component: endosome. Gene Ontology annotation, molecular function: GTP binding; GTPase activity.
CUCUUUGCUUUGCUCCUGCUCCCUCACCACCUCCCUUGGAAGAGCCUAAACCUUUAAAGAUAAAUCCUUUGAAUUUGUUUCUUUAAACUAUUGACAUUAUCAUUUGAUCAGAUCCAUUAUUAACCCUUUUAUUUGAUCGCAAUAUCUGACAGAAACAAAAGAAAAAGAGCGGUGCAGGGAGCCUUCUGAAUUUGUUUUUCUUAUAUAGUCGCUUCAAAAGUCUAAGCAGUAGAAGGAGAUUAACAUGGAUUUCAGGUGUCAGGCAAGGUGUAAGCAAGUUCAAAGGAGAGAUCAAGGAUGGUGAGAGUGGAGUAGAAUUUAUUUGUUUUUUUAUUCAAUUGACCCAAUAUAAACUUAACAAGAAAGGAUAUAUAAGGUUGGUGGUUCUUAGGCGAUAACUCGAGUCCACCCCUGAGAAGAAACUGAAUGCCGAGAGCUUUUCGUUGUUGAUAUGAUUGUAUAGAGUGACACUCCUUGGUGAAGAUUAGAAAAUGGCUUUUGUUUUGGAGGAUGAGAAAACUGAGGAUUACCUUUUCAAGAUUGUACUGGUUGGUGAUUCAGCUGUUGGGAAAUCGAAUUUACUUGCAAGAUUUGCUAGGAAUGAAUUCUACCCUAAUUCGAAGUCAACCAUAGGAGUAGAGUUUCAGACCCAGAAGCUGGAUAUAAAUGGGAAGGAAGUUAAGGCACAGGUCUGGGAUACGGCCGGUCAAGAGCGCUUCAGGGCCGUUACAUCUGCAUAUUACCGAGGUGCGGUUGAAGCUCUUCUUGUGUACGACAUUAGCAGAUGGCAGACUUUUGAUAGCAUCGGCAGAUGGCUAAAUGAACUUCAAACUCACUCUGACAUGAAUGUAGUCACCAUUUUAGUAGCCAACAAGUCGGACCUCAAGGACGCCCGGGAAGUACCCACAUCCGAAGGAAAGGCCUUGGCAGAGGCGCAGGGUUUAUUUUUCAUGGAGACUUCUGCACUUGAUUCCUCCAAUGUAGCGGCUGCAUUUCAGACCUUCGUUAAAGGGAUCUACGACAUAUUGAGCAGGAAAGUCAUGAUGUCUAACGAGAGCAAGAAGCAAGACGUGCCGUUGGAUGGGAGGACUGUUGUUUUACAGGGGGGAGAGAACCAACAACCUGAAACAGAGGCCAAAGCAGGUGGGUGCUGUUAAAUCCAUUGCCCCAUACCUUUUACGACUCUCCGUCAUCAUCGAGUUUCCACUGAAGCUGCCGAUAUUUCUUCUUCUCCGUACCUUCAUUUAUCGGUGCCGUUAAAAUGUUUGAUUUAGUAACAUUUGUUUUAUUUGUUCAUGAUUCGCUUUAUCACACGGUGGUUGCGACUUCUACGGAUUACAGAAUUAACAAAAUGUAAAUGAACUCAAGGGGGGAUUGAAAGGGGAAGAACAGAAAAAAGAAAUGAAAU